AUGACGUCCUCGGAACGCAGUCCGGUUCAGCGCCAGCCGAUGAGAGGGCUGGCCAUCCUUGCGCUGAUCGGAGCUGCGAGUACAGCUUUCGUGGGUGGCGGGGCGCUGCGGCGCGUGCGCCCCGACCCUCAGGAUCGGGUGGCACUCUUAGCCACCUCGGUAGCCCAGCCGCCGACGACCACGGAGACGGAAGUCGACCACAGGAAGUCGCCUUUCGCGCAAUGCCUGGUCGAGUACAAGAAGCCUGACGGCUCCUUGAACGGAGAGAGCUACGUCUUCCACAUGGAUGCGGCCUUUGAAGACUCGAAGAGGGCAGAGAAGAAACCCAGCUUCUCCCGGCUGCUGCAGAAGAGCUCUCACAUCUGGGGCCGCGCCACGACCGUCAGGUGCCUGCCUUUGAACUCGCUCUCGGGCAUUGGCGGGCCUUGCAUGGAGUGUGUGCGGCUUUUUGUGGGCGGCACCUAUGGAGGGGGCGUGAUCGUUCCUGCGAUGGACUACUCCCAGAUCAACAAGACGCAGUGGCAGCCGGAUGAGUGCCUUCGUCUUCGUGUUUUUGGCCAGCCACCGGUGGGGGAUGAUAUCGCCUACACCGAGACAGGUGGAGGCAGCAUGCCUGGCCAUGAGCAGCGUAUGACCACCUUCUGCCGUGUGGCAAGCUUCCCCGGCCUUGGCUGA
Symbiodinium sp. CCMP2592 is the source of this 675-nucleotide messenger RNA. The record is from the annotation of a GenBank genome assembly. NCBI's taxonomy places the organism in Eukaryota, Dinophyceae, Suessiales, Symbiodiniaceae.